AUGACUGGACCCUCAGGGAGGUACUACUUGAUAACUGAUGACGAAGGUGUGAAGACUCUUCAGGGCUUGUUUUCUAAAGACUUCAAGGUGAUUAAUUUCUUUGCUGUUGAUGAGUCUGACUUAAAGGUAUUUGCUCAAAAUAUUACUCAUCAUACAGAGACAUAUUCUAUAGACAUUGAUGUAGCUUCUGAAUGUGAACAUAGUCUUGGGGGAAGUGACUUUGAUGAAUCUGAUUGUUUUGAAGAUGAUUCUAUAGAACUUGAUGGUAUUGUCAAAGAAAAGAAGAUGGUUGUAACUGAUAAUUUGGAACGUUUUAAAGAGUUAGAGGUAGGUAUGACAUUUAAGGAUAUUGUAGAAGCUAGAAGGGCAGUAAACUUCUGUGCAAUGAAUAUACUUCCUGAAGCUCAUCAUAGGUAUUAUGUAAGACAUAUUGAGGCAAAUUGCCAGAAGAAGUGGAGAAGUGGACAUAUGAAGAAGUUGUUGUGGUGGUGUGCUUGGAGCACUUAUGAAGAAGAUUUCAAAGAUCAACUAAAAAAGAUGGGAGAGCUAUGUGAGGAUGAAGAUGCUUCUUUUGCCAAAGAUCUCCUGCAUUAUCCUCCACAGUCUUGGUGUAGAGCAUAUUUUGACACUCAAUGUAAAAACAUGAUGGUCGACAAUAAUUUCACCGAGUCGUUUAAUGCAUGGAUUCUUGAAGCUAGAUAUAUGCCAAUUAUCAAGAUGCUCGAGGAGAUUAUAAUAAAGGUUAUGAAUCUGUUGGCUAUCAAUGAAGAUAAAAUCAGAAAAUGGAAUGGUGACUAUAAUCCAAGUGCUUUGAUGCUUUACAAUGACUAUAGGGCAAUUGCUCAUUAUUGCAAGGUUGAAUUUAAUGGUGACUUUGGAUAUGAAAUCACACAAGGUGAUGAUAGACAUACUUUGGAUCUUGAACAUAAAAAAUGCACUUGUAGAUUAUGGCAACUUUCUGGGAUCCGUUGCCCCCAUGCUAUCAAAGCUAUAAUAUAUGAUAGGGGUGAUCCUAAGGAGCAAAUACACUGGUACUAUAGCAAAGAAGCAUAAUCCUUGACUUACAAGCACAAGUUUCAACCAGUUAGGGGUAUAAAAUUCUGGAAAAUUGAUCCUAGCCAAGCAAUGGAUCCACCUGAAAUUGCCAAGACUGUGGACAGACCCAAGGUAAAGAAAAAUAGGGAACCUGAUAAAGCAAGCAAGAGGAAGGGGGAGUGGAGUUAUUCAAGGAAAGGAACAGUGAUGACAUGCAAUAAAUGUGGUGGAGAGAACCACAAUUCUAGGACUUGUUUCAAGAGCAAAGAUGGUGAAGAGGGUGCAACAACGACUCUUAGUACUGAAGAUGAUUGGUUGGGAUUUGAAUUUGAAACUGAAGCACAAACAUAACAAUCUGAUUACUCUUCUCAAGUCACAACACAACAAUCACAAGCCUAUGAUCCAAAUAUUGGCGAUGAGGAAGAUCCACCGUUGAGGCCACAAAUCUUCUCUGAGUCACAAUCAAUACUUAAGGAAAGAAGGCUGAAAGCAAGACUACCAACUAGGAGUAGAAGGAUUCAAUUUAUUUGGGGUGAAAAUGGAGUCUCUAUGCCGACAAACUUGCCUUACUCACCAACUAAGGCAACCUGGAAGAGGAAAGCUGCAGUUACACUUAGCCAGCUCCAAGCUGAAGUAAGAAAAAAGAAAAAGAAGAUGAAGCCAAAUGGGGAAGGAGUCCUUGUACCAAAUGCUGAAAUUUAGCAAAAGUUGGCUAGUUAUUUUUGUAAAAAACUUAAGUAACUUAGUUUAUGGAUGACUAUUAUGCACAAAACUAUUGAUUUUUUGGUGAAUGUUAUCUUGGUUUAAUUGGUUAUUCAGCAGUGUUGCUGUUGAUGUUAGCAUAAUACUAUAUGUUAACUGGUUAUUUUUGUGAAUGUUUA
This is a messenger RNA of Nicotiana tabacum (common tobacco), 1916 nucleotides long. NCBI's taxonomy places the organism in Eukaryota, Viridiplantae, Streptophyta, Magnoliopsida, Solanales, Solanaceae. The record is from RefSeq and is a predicted model, not a curated record.